Molecule: messenger RNA, 1105 nt
Organism: Haliotis rubra (blacklip abalone)
Lineage: Eukaryota; Metazoa; Mollusca; Gastropoda; Lepetellida; Haliotidae
Exons: 2
Coding region: 110-1090 (326 amino acids)
Molecular function (GO): protein binding
Source: RefSeq, a predicted model, not a curated record
UUUCACUUCUACUCUGAUCUUGUGGGCUGUUGCAGUUCUUCCUUGCGAUAGCAGCAGUGCAACUGUCAGAUCGUUUCGGAAAUAGAAUUGUGAAGGAGAACUGAAGGUAAUGCCGUUCAUUGCGUCACGUUCACCCCCGAUCUCGAGACACGUGUGUUUUGAGAACUUCGUGGAUAUAACAGAUGAAGCGAUGCCCGAUUUACCCAUUCAGAGGAUGGAGCUGUUACGGAGGGCUGCGAGGCAGACAAAACUGCUUGUCAGAAAAAGGAAAAAAUCCAUAUCAGAAGAAAAUGGACUUUUUCCCAAUGGUUCACCACAAACGUCGAUUAUGUCGCCUGAGCGAUCUCUUUUACACGUCCAAGUUCCAAGAUCCCGGAGCCUAGAUGUUGGGGCGUUUACUCCUUUAUCAUUGUCUCUCUACGACGGAACGUCCCAAGUUACAAGCUCAUCUGUGAACAGACUAUCCUUCGAUGGUCAAAACUUGUCCCAAAGAGGCUUGCUGGUUCCCUUCAACUUAUCCAACGUACGAAAUAUGUCCGUGGAAUCUUUCAGUUCAGACGAGACAUGUGAUACACAAACAAGCGGCGACUUCAACGACAGAUUCCACGUUGUCCUCUACAAUAAGUUUGGAACACAGAGAGAUUACGCUGCCGGUAUUCUCGAUGCCAAAUCAGUUUCUCAUGUCUACAGCGGAGCGGUGCUAGUGACAGAUAUGCUUGACAGUAAAGUAGUGUUAUAUGAACGCAGCGGAAAGGCCAAAAGGACUUACAUGACAAGAGAGUGUACAGAGCCGUGGGGAGCGACCAUGACCCCUGAAGGGCAGGUGGCCGUGUCAUUCCGACGUCAACGUUGUGUGGCGGUGUGGCCAAAUGACGGACAGACGAUUGUUGAGGUUGGACAUGGGCUACUUAAAUGUCCAGCUGGUGUUGCAGUGGACAAAUCUGGGAGGAUAUUUGUUGCGGACGAAGAAGGAGAUGACGUUCUGGUGUUUGAUCAGACAGGAAAUGUCUCUUUAAAUUAUCAGAUUUCCGGGAGACGUGUUUCAAACAACCAAGAUAUGUCUGCUGUUCCAACUCUGGGCGUAUCAUAGUAUCAGAUUCGGGAC